Striga hermonthica is the source of this 507-nucleotide messenger RNA. The record is from the annotation of a GenBank genome assembly. NCBI's taxonomy places the organism in Eukaryota, Viridiplantae, Streptophyta, Magnoliopsida, Lamiales, Orobanchaceae.
AUGGCACGCAGACUGCAGUAUUCAUUGGGCUUAACCUUUACUGUCAUAACCAUUCUGUGGGCCGGCGCGGAAGCCCAAUCCAACGACUGCACCAACGUCCUAAUCAGCAUGUCCCCUUGCCUGGAUUACAUCUCGGGCAACUCGAGCAGCGGCCCGUCAAGCGGCUGCUGCACGCAGCUGCGCACGGUGGUUGGGUCCCGGCCGCAGUGCCUGUGCCAGCUGCUCAACUCCAACUCCAAUCUCGGCCUCAACAUUAACCAGACACAGGCUCUCGCCCUGCCUGCUGCUUGCAGUGUCCCAACCCCACCCACCACUCAAUGCCGCAAUGCUGCAACUCCAUCUGGCUCCCCUGUUUCAAGACCCAAUUCUCCAAACACAAAUUCAGGGGCCGGAUCAGAAAAUGUGCCCGACGGUUCCUCAGGUGCAAAUUCCACGAAAUUGGGGGUGUCUUUGCUAUUUUCUCUUUUUCUCGUGGCAUCCUAUGUUUCUACUUUAGCAAUGGCUUGA